Molecule: messenger RNA, 2409 nt
Organism: Helianthus annuus (common sunflower)
Lineage: Eukaryota; Viridiplantae; Streptophyta; Magnoliopsida; Asterales; Asteraceae
Product: dentin sialophosphoprotein
Exons: 13
Coding region: 194-2110 (638 amino acids)
Biological process (GO): regulation of transcription by RNA polymerase II
Molecular function (GO): DNA binding
Source: RefSeq, a predicted model, not a curated record
UCUUAUCCCUCGUUAAGUUAACUCGGGAACAGAGCGUAAAAUGACAUUUAACUCCGUCGAAAUACGCCACCUAAAACCACCGCACCACCACAACUCUACCCACCUCGUCCAAAACCCUAACCACCGCAGCUCCUUUUUCACUCAGCGAAUCAUCUUCAAACGCUCACUCAACUAAUCUGAUUUUUGAGCAGAAAUGCAUGGUGGCGGCGUUGCUAGCGGCGGUUCGGUGGCGAAAGGGAAGAGGAAGACAUCUCAUCAGUUGGCGAUUCUUGAGAAAACUUAUGCAGAGAAUUCAUUUCCAUCGGAGCAGCUUCGAGCAAAGCUAUCAGUGCAGUUGGAUUUAACAGAGCCGCAAGUGGAUAAUUGGUUUCGUUAUCGGAGGUCCAAAGAUGAAAGAUGGUCAUGUUAUCGGAGGUCCAAAGAUAAAAAAAGGGGGUCAGAUAAGAUCGGUUAUAAUCCCUGGAGAAAUACAAACAAUUGCACACCAAAGAAGAAACUAAAGUCAUCUGAUUCCGAGGAUGCUUCCGAUUCUUCUGAUUCUGAUGGUGGUGAUGCACCCUUUAAGAAGAAACAAUGUGGGUUGGUUGACAAUGUGUCUCCUAUGCCGGAUUCUUCAUCUGAUUCUGAGGAUGCUUCCGAUUCUUCUGAUUCCGAUGGUGGUGAUGUACCCUUUAAGAAGAAACAAUGCGGGUUGGUUGACAAUGUGUCUCCUAUGCCAAUUUCUACUGGUUAUAAUAUGGGCAAGACAAAGAAACGCGCUUGGAGAAACACAAACAAUUGCAUACCAAAGAAGAAACUAAAGUCAUCUGAUUCUGAGGAUGCUUCUGAUUCUGAUGAUUCUUCUGAUUCCGAUGAUGCUGAUGUACUACUCUUUAAGAAGAAAUGCCGUGUGUUGGUUGACAAAGUGUCUCCUAUGCCAAAUUCUACUGGUUAUAAUAUGGGCAAGACAAAGAAAUGCGCUUGGAGAAACACAAACAAUUGCAUACCAAAGAAGAAACCAAAGUCAUCUGAUUCUGAGGAUGUUUCUGAUUCUGAUUCUGAUUCCGAUUCUAAUUCUGAUGUUGGUGCACUCUUUAAGAAGAAACACCGGGAGUUGGUUGACAGUGUGUCUCCUAUGUCAGAUUGUUUACUUGACGGUGGCGGUGGAGGUGACAGUGGUGGUGAUGGUGAACUCUUAGUCCCGAAGCCGGAACAAUGUGAGUUGGCAGAAAAUGUGUCUCCUAUGUCAGAUUCUGUAUUUAUAUGCAUAUCACCAUCAAGCAAAACUUACUCCCACUCAAAAUCGGUUUCAACUUUCAAGUUACACCUCAAAUCAGUUAUGGCGUGCAACGAUGAAGUGGUCAUGGUUUUGGAAACCAAAAGAAACCCCCAAGUUUGGAAGCACUUUGAUCUGUGCUUGAUGUCCGAUAGCCAUGAAAUGGCACGGUGCAAAGGUUGUGGGAAGUUCAUGAAGGCUACGGCGAACUCGACGCUUAGAAAACACACCGAUCGUCAUUGUCCGGUGACAAAAGCUACGGCGAAGAAAAGUGAAGGCGGUGAAUCAUCCGGAACCGGUUCUUCGAAGCUGGAAGUGUCCUCAUCUUAUCAAAGUGACGUAGUUUGUAUCCAAGGCUACAAAGUGAAGCGAAGUAAUGCAACAAUUCUUGAAGCCAUUAUCAAGAAACACGGUGACAUUGCAGUUAACUGUGUAUUCAAAACAGAUUCUGUGAGAUCAUCAAUCCUUGAGGUUGUUUGUGAAGUUGUCAGGCGGAUUCAAACGGAUAAUGUUAUUGAGAUAGGGGAAGAUAUAGAGCGCCAAUUGUCGGAUGCUGAAGCCGCCAACAUUAAUGUUUCAUGGAUUCGAGCACACUUUGAAGCCUUUAACAAUAGGAAGGAGACCAGUAAAACGUAUAGUUUGCUUACGGAAAUGAAAUUAAACACCGUUUUGGUUAAAAGAGCGGCUCAGAUGGAUUUGAGGGAUAAAAGUGCAAAGCUCGUUGCUGCGCAAGAGGAGUUUAAAAAGGUUGAAAGGUGUGUGCAAGUGUUGCAUCUUGUUGAAAAGAAUCUAAAUGACAACAUCUUGGAAUCUAAGUCUAAACUAGACUCAUGGGUAAAGCCUCCAGUUGUAUAGGCUAACUAGAUCAUGUCAUCAUCAUCAUCAGAGUAGAUGUAGACAGCCUUACCUCUACCCCGUAGGAAUAGAGAGGCUGCUUCCAGUGAGACCCCCGGCUCGAGCUAACUAGAUCAUAUAAUGGUGUGUAAUUAUUAAAACGUUUGCCAUUAGUUGUCUUGUAUUUUGGUCAAAUGGGGUUGAUCCUGCUAUUAGUUUAAACCUUAUGUGUUUUGAACCUUAUAUGAAUUGGACUAGUAGUUAAUUUUAAUACUAGGAAAACCGCUUUGAAAAUGAUAUCCAAAUUAUUCGAACACUAA